Messenger RNA from Rhea pennata, 1507 nucleotides. RefSeq names its product T-box transcription factor 19 (gene TBX19). NCBI's taxonomy places the organism in Eukaryota, Metazoa, Chordata, Aves, Rheiformes, Rheidae. Gene Ontology annotation, biological process: positive regulation of DNA-templated transcription; cell fate specification; mesoderm formation. Gene Ontology annotation, molecular function: DNA-binding transcription factor activity, RNA polymerase II-specific; RNA polymerase II cis-regulatory region sequence-specific DNA binding. Gene Ontology annotation, cellular component: nucleus. The record is from RefSeq and is a predicted model, not a curated record.
AUGCUGGUGUCACUGCCCAUUGGGACUUCCAGGGGAAGGCUAGACAGUGGCAAAAGAGCGAGGAGAGCACACUUGUCAGACUGUGCCCAAUGAACUGAUCUGCAUUUAGAUUUAGCUUAGGAUUUUUACUUUUAACAGGUACCUGAAGUUUUUGGCAGUAAAACCAUCAUGACAGACCUGGGCUGCAAAAAGCCCAGCGACUGCACUGUCUCCAGGCUACUCAGUGUUGUGGAGAGCGAACUCCGGGCUGGGAGAGACAAAGGUGACCCCACAGAGAAACAGCUUCAGGUUGUCUUGGAGGAUGCUACGCUCUGGCAGAGAUUCAGGGAAGUCACUAACGAGAUGAUCGUGACCAAGAAUGGCAGGCGGAUGUUCCCUGUCUUAAAGAUCAGCGUAUCAGGCUUGGACCCAAGUGCCAUGUAUUCCUUUCUGUUAGACUUUGCCCCAACUGAUGGCCACCGCUGGAAGUACGUCAAUGGAGAAUGGGUGCCAGCUGGGAAGCCUGAGCCACCAAACCACAGCUGUGUCUACAUCCACCCAGAUUCUCCCAACUUUGGGGCCCACUGGAUGAAGGCUGCCAUUUCCUUCAGCAAAGUCAAACUUACCAACAAGCUCAAUGGGAACGGGCAGAUAAUGUUGAACUCUCUGCAUAAAUAUGAGCCUCAGGUACACAUAGUUCGUGUAGGAGGCCCCCAUCGGAUGGUGAUGAAUUGUUCCUUCCCUGAGACUCAGUUCAUAGCUGUGACUGCCUAUCAAAAUGAAGAGAUAACAGCUCUCAAAAUCAAGUAUAAUCCCUUUGCCAAAGCCUUCCUGGAUGCAAAGGAAAGAAGCCAUCCAAAGGAUGCUCCAGAAACAGUCUCUGAAGGUCAACAUAUGACAUAUUCUCAUUUGGGUGGCUGGCUGAUUUCCAGCCCAGACACAAUGUGUGCAUCAGGAAGCUCUAACUAUCAGUACCCUGGACCUCUGUCUCUGCCGGCUCCACACACUUCCCACGGCUGUGAGCGGUAUUCAGCCCUCCGAGGACACCGGGCUGCUCCGUACCCGCCUUCGUACAUUCAGAAAAAUCACUCACCUACAGUGAAUUUGUUGGAGAGCUCCAGCAAUAAUCUUCAGGUAUUCCCAGGACAUGACAGCUGGACUCUGCCAUCUUCUCCACAUGCUAAUUUGCUCUCAGUGCCACACACCAAGGGAACUGCCAGCCCUGGGCCCAGCCAUUACCCAUGUCUCUGGACAGUGAGCAACAAUGCUGUAAAUGUUGCCAACCCAGGGAAUGAGGUGAACAGCAGCCCUUCAAGCAUGUUCCUAAGGGGUAAUGUCCCUUUACCCACUGGAUCUUCAUCCGUCCAAAUCCCUCUGCAGGGAACAAUCUCUGGCAACAUGGAAACACAAGGGGAAACUGCUCUAGUCAGACUAGCCGACGCUGCCUGGGCAUCCUCACACUCCUUCUAAUGGACAGGCAGCUCACAAGGGAAGCUCAGCCAAACAACACUGACAAAAGCACCAAAGG